Molecule: messenger RNA, 3426 nt
Organism: Aspergillus affinis
Lineage: Eukaryota; Fungi; Ascomycota; Eurotiomycetes; Eurotiales; Aspergillaceae
Product: cytochrome P450
Exons: 5
Coding region: 1-3426 (1141 amino acids)
Biological process (GO): regulation of DNA-templated transcription; DNA-templated transcription
Molecular function (GO): oxidoreductase activity, acting on paired donors, with incorporation or reduction of molecular oxygen; iron ion binding; monooxygenase activity
Source: RefSeq, a predicted model, not a curated record
AUGGCGAUACUAUCGGGUUUCACCGUGUUGAUUGGGCAUGGGGUCGCACAUCCUACGCUGGUUUACUCGGUUCUGGGGGUUAUAGGCGCUAUCACUGGCCUGGUUUUGGCGACGCUCGUCUGGCCCACGGCUUUCUCACCUGUAUCGAGGGUGGUUUCAUGGUUUCUCAAUGCGUACUUGCAAUUCAGAUAUCCCAUCAAACAUGCAGAAACCGGUCGUCCCAUUCCCGGACCGGCGUACGUCUGGCCCGACGGACAGGGAGAUGCAGGCAAAUACAUCUUCGGCAGAGACAACAGCGCACAAUGGCAGUCACAAUAUGGCAAUGUUUACCGAUUGUGGGCGGGGAUGACUCCUGAAGUUGUCCUCACUCGUCCCGAACAACUGCACGUCGUCUUCAAAGACUCAGACAAGCACACCAAAGCCACGAACAGCAACUCCGGAUACUUCAUGAGCCGUAUCCUGGGUAAAUGCCUCGGUCUCAUGGCCGGUCAGCGCUGGAAGCUUCUACGAGGCAUCGCUGCCCCGCCCUUCACGCACCCGGCCGCCAUUAAAUCCAUCAGUCGCAUUCAACGCCAUGUCCGCGAGCAUUUCCACGAGCUCGAAACGCAAGGCGACCUGCGUCACGGUCGCAUUCACCCGGUCCAGGACCUUAAGAUGCUGCCCUUCUUCAUCGUCGGCGAGGCCAACUACGGCUCCCUCACCCCCGAGAUGAAAGCCGAGCUGACGGACCUCGCUCCGGCGCGCGAGAACCUGAUGAAGUUCGUUGUUUUCGGAGGUCUCGCUCGCUUCGGUAUCUCGCGCUUCUUCCCAACGGAAGCGAAUCGUCAACUCAGUAGCUUCCGAUCGCAAUGGAAGACCUUCAAUCAUAGGGCUUACGAGCGCGCCCGUGAAAAGCACCCCUCGGCACUCGUGGUGCAGAUGUACGACGCCGUCGCCAAGGGCUCGCUUACCGAGGAAGAAGUCCAACAGACCAUGGACGAGACCCUCUACGCCAACCUCGAUGUAACGACCGGUGGAUUGUCGUGGAACCUCGUAUUCCUCGCCUCGAACCCGACUUGCCAAGCCCGUCUAUAUGAGGAGGUCUCCACGAUCUCCACGCCUGAAGAAGAAGAGGCCUAUAUCUCCCGUUCCGGCACGUACCUGGCCGCCUGCAUUCUCGAGUCCUCCCGUCUCCGACCCGUCACGCCCUUCUCGAUCCCGCAGUCCGCGCCCACGGAGCGUCUCGUCGACGGGUAUAAGGUCCCCGGAGGCACGAAUUACGUGGUGGACAGCUGGGGUCUGAAUCUGCGGAACGAUUUCUGGGCGCCAGACAGUAGCGCGUAUCGACCAGAGCGGUUUGUAGGACGGUCGCCGACGGAGCUGCGGUAUCAUUUCUGGCGGUUUGGAUUUGGGCCGCGACAGUGCAUUGGCAAGUACACGGCAGAUGUGGUCAUUCGCACAAUCCUGCUGCAUGUGGUGCGCAAUUACGAGCUGAAGUUGCUAGAGGAGGGCAAUUGGGCGCAGGACCCUGAGUGCUGGAUUACGCAUCCGGAUCUGCAGUGUCAUCAGCGUAAGGUCCGUUGCAGCAAGACCCUCCCCUGCUCGGCCUGCGCCCGCCUCGGCGUUCCGUGUCGCUAUCCCAGCGCCGACCUCCAUCGGCCCCGACGAGUGCAGAAGAUCACCAUCACCGACCGCGUCGCCCAGCUCGAACGCAGUCUGGCCGUGCUGGCGAGCAGUCCCAUGCCCCAGUCUCAAGCCUCGGUCCCUGAAGACCCCAAACGUGACCCCUCGGCCGCCUAUCUGCCCGAUCCUCCGCCGUCGCCUAGUCGACGCCAAGAACUGCUGGUCCAGGACGGCGGCUCCACGCGCUACAUCAACGAGACGUUCUUGUCGCGCAUUUUGGAGAAGGAUAGCGGUCUGCAUAAGGCGAUCGGGACUCCGCGCGAUUCGGCAGAGCCUGCGGUUGGUUUCAGACCGGAGGGGCUGUUGCUGUCGCGGUCGCGACGGCAGUCCACGGAAGACGAGCAGUUGGAUCUGUCAAGAUGGCAGGCGGCGCAGUUGUGGCAGAUUUAUCGCACGAAUGUCGAUCCCGUCGUCAAGAUUCUGCAUCUGCCGACGGUGGAGCCCCUGGUGUAUUCUAUCAUGAACGACGGGGGCGCCGAAGAUCUCAAAGCCCUGCUGUACGCCAUCUACUUCGCCGCUGUGACGAGUCUUUCGGGGGCGGAUGCGGCAAAUUUGCUAGGCAGGGACAAACGGUCGGCCUUACUGGACUUUCAGGGGCGGAUUGAAACUGCGUUGGCUGAUUCCGCCUGUUUUGACCUGCCGAGCAUCUUAUCUCUGCAGGCGCUAGCCAUCUACAUUACGUGCCUUCGAGCCCACAGUACAAGCCGAUCUGGUUGGAUCAUCAACGGAGUCUUGAUUCGCUCGGCCCUCUCCAUUGGCAUCCACCGUGAUGGCACGCACUUCAACCUAUCCCCGCUUGAAGCCGAGAUGCGUCGUCGGUUAUGGUGGCAGAUCAUUAUGCUGGACCACCGCGCCGCCGAGGACCACGGUCUGGCCGUUCACGGCUUCGGAAGUCGAGCCGACACCCACAUCCCCUUGCACAUCGACGACAGCGACAUCUCGGUCGAAAUGCGCAUGCUGCCCAGCCCGCGCGCUAGAUGGACCGAAAUGAGCGUAUUCCUGCUGACCGCGGAGAUCGGCAUUGCCUUCCAACAACUCUUCCAUAACACCGCGAGCCAACCGGUCGAACCGGCGCAGCGGCUGCAGACGGUGCAUGAACUGACCUCAUACUUGGAAAAUGCCUACUUGCGGCACUGUAAUAUCAAUAUUCCGAUCCAGAAGGCCGGGUGGUUGACUACGCGCUCCUUACUGGCGAAGUUCGAGUUCUUCGUGCACCAAGAGGGUCUUAAUAACGAUCGGCCACAGGAGCUGGUAUCCUCAACGGCCGAGCAGACCCUCACUUCGGCUUGCAAUUGUCUCGAGCUGAGCGUCGAGUUGCAAACCGAUGAUCUCUUACGGGGCUUCCGCUGGCUCUUCGUCAGUUACAAUCAGUUCCAUUGCCUCACGUACAUCCUAUGGCACUUAUGUGCGCAGCCCGCGGGGCCAAAUGUCGUGCGCGCAUGGAAUAUCGUCGACGUUAUCUUCGAUCUUACGGAGAACGACGCCAGUCGCCCGGACCCGGGACCCCUGUGGAAGGUCCUUAGACAUCUACGCGAGAAGGCAAGACAGAGACGUCAGGAUGAGAAUGCACCACCCCCUGUCCCGAAGGACCUACCGGAGGGGCAAAUACCCGUAGAAAAGCGCCUCGAUGAGCGACCAAUGGAACAGAUCGAGCCACCCCCGGAGGGCUUAGAGGACGUCUUGGCUCCGAACCUGGAUCCAAACUCUUUGUCUGAAUGGAUGGAUUUCUCCGAGAAUCUGGGAAUUUUCCGGUUUGAUCUGUAG